UCACGUGAUGACGUCUCACUUCGAGCUUCUCAAAGAUUUCCCAGUGAGCGACUGGCGGACAGUAAAGAUGGCGACGGAGCUCACGGUGUGUACGAGUUCCCGGAGAAGAUGACGACAACAAGAUUAGUAACUUUCGAGCCGCGGCGUUGACAGUGCUCACUUUAAAGUCCUUGCGACAAGAGGCUCGCGAACUUGCUGACGGUAGUUAAACAAACCUAACGGACACAACCGGCGCGCGGACAUAUCGUUGCUUUUGCCAUGGAGGAUAUAAACUCAAACAUAAACGCGGACUUGGAGGUACAUAAGCUUCAAGUUUUAGUGAAGAAACUCGAGCAGCAGAACGAGCAGCUCCGGAGCCGUCCCAGUCAGUUCUCUCCCUUCUCUUCCGGUAGAUUGUCGGGGAACACUAGACCCGUGAGCGCCGAGUAUGAUUCUCCGGGAGCGACGGCGGGGCUCGUCGGGUUCACCGGGGUGGGGUCCGGCGGAUCGAGGGGUUUCGGCGGGGUUUUGGAAAUCCCCCGGCUGAGACCGUCGUAUCCCGGCAGUAGUUAUGGAGGGGGUUAUGACAGUGACAGCACUUCUUGUGUCGCUUCGAACACGAGUCUCGCGUCUUAUUACGAUUCGACGGAUUUUAUCGAAGACGGAGAAACUUCGGUGCUGGACGAGGUGGAGAUUCUCGAUUUGGAGGACAUAGAUGGCCUGAACGAAGAGGAAGACAGCUGGUUGUAUGAGGCGAAAUUGAACAGUCCUCUACAGAAAGCCUUGAGUCCCAUUGUGUGGUGCAGACAGGUUCUGGAUAACCCCAGUCCUGAUAUGGAGUCUGCCAAACGCUCUCUCUUACACAGACUCGACCUCACCAUGUCAGCAAACAAGCGGAGGAGUCUAUAUAACAGUUCCUACAGUCCGCAAAUGAGCUACGGAAGCCCGUACAGCACAAACAUGGCAAACAGUCCCUACAGCAGUGGCUUCAACUCCCCGUCCUCCACUCCAUCUAGAGCGCCUGUCGUCAAGCAGCUCGUUCUGCCUAGCAGUGCAGGUCACCAGCGUGGAUCGGCUGACAGAAACGCACAGGCAGUGAGCCCACAGUCAUCAGUAGACAGUGAGUUGAGCACACCAGAGAUGGACGAAGACUCCGUCGGUUCAUCGACCACAUAUAAACUCAAUGACGUCACAGACGUGCAGAUACUCGCCCGCAUGCAAGAGGAGAGUUUAAGGCAAGAAUAUGCUGCAACAGCAUCACGUCGUAGCUCAGGUUCAUCAUGUCAGUCGUUGCGACGAGGAACUCUGAGUGACCAGGAGCUGGAUGCACAGAGCCUGGAAGAUGAUGAGGAGGCUGUCCACCAUUCCUACCACACACCUGUCAACCGUUUCAGCCCCUCCCCUCGGCCCUCACCUCGCGUCUCCCCCAGGAGCUCGCCUCGAGCCCGCUCACCCACCCGCUCUUUAGAGUACAGCCGCGGAUCUCCCCAACCAAUCAUCAGCCGCCUUCAGCAGCCCCGCCACUCUCUGCAAGGCCACGACACGCAGACCAACGCCAUUAAGAAUGAAGAAAAGCUGAGACGGAGUCUACCUAACCUCACACGAUCCAGCUCUGGACCGACUGUAGAGCCAGUUAAAAACAGCAGGAGUUGUGAGUCAAACUUGCAAGUGCCUAAUGGAGGAUCACCCAGACACCAGAGUCAGUCUGCCAUGUCACACCAAAGGCUCUCCGCACCUACUCGCUCCUCCCCAAAACCAAAAGAGAGACUCCAGAGCCCUACGUCUCUACGAGUCCCUCUCACAUGUUGCUUUGGAGAUGAAACAGAUUGCAUGCCCUCCUCCAGUAAGUUGCGGACUCCUGCUGCCCCAUCUCCCUUGGCUCUCCGUCAGCCCAUUAAGGUUUUGUCUAACCAUGGUUCAGGCACAGCCACGCCCACACGCUCUAUGGCCCCGCCCCGCAGUGGCCUGCCCCGCCCUGCCGCCACUGCUGGAGGAGGUUUACCAGUGCCUCGCAGCAAACUGGUCCAGCCUGUGCGCAGAUCUCUUCCAGCUCCGAGGACAUACAGCGGAAUCAGAGACGAGAGCUGGAGAGAGGGCUGCUACUGAGCGCACCCAGAACCAGCAGCACAAAUGGGCUUUCAGUUCAAACUGGCACUUUAUAGAGACACGUCUUUAACCCCCGCAAAUAAAAAGACAUUCUUCCAAACAAAUGAUUCUGUCCUCUUUCAGGUGACAUUGCAGAACUCUCAUCCCAGCAGGAUAGAUGUGAAAGGCAGGCUGGAUGCCACAGAAUGCCAAAGAACAACAACAACAAAAAAGAACAACAACAACAAAAAACAGACUAGGAUUCACCCUCACCAACCAAACAGCACCUGUACUACAAAUGGCUCCAAAUCCACAAAACUGCUUGCACAUGCCCACAAAUCCACUAUAGAAGAAUACUGAAUAACUUGUUUUCUCUGUAACAACAUAAGUGAGGAUUCCUUGUGAGCACAUACAAAUUGAGCUUAACUUUUGCCUCCAGUAGAAAAGGUUUAUAUGGCGACACACAGUCAGCAUGGCAAUUGCAUUCUGUCAGAAUGUCUUUCAUAUCUAUGUGACCUCUAAUUUAUUUGAAAUCAUUAUUUAAAAUAUUUCUUUCAAAGAGUAUUCAUACAGUAUUCGGUCUUUAUAAAUAUAUAUGUGUAUGUUUACUAAUCUUUAUUUUUGGGCUUUUUAUUUCUGAAUGUCAUUGUUAAAUCUCAACUGCAAAGCUAUGUUUCCAAAGGAUUUAAAGUGUCUGAAUAAUGGACGCAUUUCAGAGUCUUUGAACAAACAUAUUUAGAUUGAGCCCUCAGAUACACAGCGGGAUUGAUGCUUUUGCUCAUUUCAAGGAAACGGAUCACGAGAGACCCGGAUCAGUGACAAGUUAGUCAAAAUGCCUGAGACUAACUUCACACGUGAACUGUUGUAUCAUCAAAUGUCAAUGUCCCAGCGAUAAUGUCCCGGUGGCAAGGGUCAUAAAAGGAUGUGGUGUGUGGGUGAAGUGUAGUGCUUAUGUACUAAUUUUGGAAAAUUCCUGGUCAUGUUAUUUGUCGUUAUUCUCAGAGUGAAAUAAUUGAUAAAAGGCUGAGAAUUAAAAUGGUGCUUACUGGUAACUGAAUGGAAGUGCCACCUGAAUAUAUGGAGAUGAUAUCUUAUUGCACACUAGAAAACGAUUAAGACUGUGGAAGUUUGUUAAAAUCAUGAGUGCCUAUAAUUUAUGAAAUUAUGUGAUAGCUACAAAGUUUUUUGUUUUUUUUGGGGGGUUUGUGCCAAUUGCUUUCUUUUGCCAAUAUUAUUUACUUCAGGGUUCUUUGCAUUUCUUGCUCAAGUUUUGAUUUUUGUAAUUGCUUUGAUAACAUUUAUAUUUGCUUUUGUAAUAAAGGUGUGUUAUAAAUGCCUAUUGCUAUUUAUGACAAAAUACUAUGCGCUUCUAAGAGGCUUAUUUAUUAAACGGUGAAAUGCCUCUGUGUGCUGACAUUUAGAGUUAGUGGGAUGCUUGAGCCUAGAAUGGUCAUGAAUCCAUGACAAAUAUUUUGCGGAUUGUUUUUUGGUAAAGACUUUUAUAUCUCCACAAACAUGAUGCUCGGUUUCCCCUGCGUUCAUUUCAAAUAAAAGUUGAAAAAAG
Molecule: messenger RNA, 3628 nt
Organism: Carassius auratus (goldfish)
Lineage: Eukaryota; Metazoa; Chordata; Actinopteri; Cypriniformes; Cyprinidae
Gene: slain2
Product: SLAIN motif family, member 2
Exons: 10
Coding region: 259-2085 (608 amino acids)
Biological process (GO): positive regulation of microtubule polymerization; cytoplasmic microtubule organization; microtubule nucleation
Cellular component (GO): microtubule plus-end
Source: RefSeq, a predicted model, not a curated record